Messenger RNA from Syzygium oleosum, 717 nucleotides. Its product is annotated as guanine nucleotide-binding protein subunit gamma 2. Lineage: Eukaryota; Viridiplantae; Streptophyta; Magnoliopsida; Myrtales; Myrtaceae. The transcript is spliced from 4 exons. Gene Ontology annotation, biological process: G protein-coupled receptor signaling pathway. The annotation marks the transcript as partial. The record is from RefSeq and is a predicted model, not a curated record.
AUUGGCCUCCCCUCCUCCUCUGUUUCGGAGACGACCCUGUUUCCAGAUUCUCCUGUGGGUUUUCAAGAUUUUCUGUUUCUUUGGGUUUCGGAGAAGGCUCUGCCUGGGGUUGCUGUCGGUUUCGUUCUUGAUCUCGAGAUGCGAGCCGCGAACUCCGAAGGAGCUGUGGCAGUGGUCGUGGCGACGGACACGAGAGGAAAGCAUCGGAUACAAGCCGAGCUCAAGCGGCUCGAGCAGGAAUCCAGAUUCUUGGAGGAAGAGCUGGAACAACUUGAAAAGAUGGAGAAGGCCUCAGUUGCUUGCAUAGAAUUGCUCACUCAUGUUGAAGCAAAACCUGAUCCAUUGUUACCAGUAACGACCGGUCCGCUAAAUCCAUUGUGGGACCGAUGGUUCGAGGGUCCUCAAGAUUCGAAACGCUGCAGCUGCUGGAUACUUUGAUAGAGACCUUGUGGGUCGAACGUUAACUUGGAACGCCAGAGCUUACAGAUACCGAGAGUCUCACUUACAGAUUUUUACAGUUAACACCGAUAAAGCUGUGAUUUAGAAAAUUAGUAGAAUAACGUUGUGCAGUAAGUUGCCAUUCUUUUCUAUAGACUUUCUGAUUUAUGAAUUUUGAAAUGGCUUGUUUCAUUGUGCAUCAACAAUUCCUGCCAUGGAAUCCUGGUGAACCAAUCUGCAUAAUGCGAAGAAAGAGCAGGAAUCAGCACGUUUUUUGUA